AUGGGACAGCCACAAAGAAGGAAAAAGAAGACAGCUGGUGACAAAUCAAAGCAUAGAGCAAUAAAGCAAAAGCAUUAUGAUAAAGAUAUUGACCAAGUUCAUCAUGAUCUAAAGCCUGAAGUUGCACAAAAAUUGAUAUCUCAGCCUUUAGAUGAAGAUUUGCCUGGACAAGGACAAUUCUAUUGCAUUGAGUGUGCAAGGUAUUUUAUUGAUAAUACAGCUCUUCUGCAUCAUAAAAAGGAUAAAGCUCAUAAAAAGAGGGUAAGAGAGCUGAAGGAAGUCCCAUACUCACAAGAAGAAGCAGAAAGGUGUGCAGGGAUGACGAAAUAA
Blepharisma stoltei is the source of this 330-nucleotide messenger RNA. The record is from the annotation of a GenBank genome assembly. Lineage: Eukaryota; Ciliophora; Heterotrichea; Heterotrichida; Blepharismidae.